Symbiodinium sp. CCMP2592 is the source of this 3042-nucleotide messenger RNA. The record is from the annotation of a GenBank genome assembly. NCBI's taxonomy places the organism in Eukaryota, Dinophyceae, Suessiales, Symbiodiniaceae.
AUGUGGCCGAACGCUAUGAGAUUCGCCCACCCGAAGAGCUCGUUGCCCACAGACUGGAUCGAACACGAGGGCUUCUCCGUCCUCGACAGUGUGCUGGAAUCCCUCCGAUAUGUGGUGGUGAACCAGGUUCCUGCCCCCCGAGUUUUCGAAGUCGCAGUGGACAAUGCGGCUUCGGGGAAAUUGCCGGAGAUGGAUCGCAAAGUUAUAGCCGGCCUUCUGAAGAAAGGCUGUGCAAAAGUACGCCGGCUGCGAGCAAAGACAGAGAUGGAUGGUUGGCUGCAGAAGAAAAAGAAGCCUAAGACGGGCCGCAAUAAGGUUGGCGAAGAGAUCGAUGCUAUGCUUGACGAGAUUGAUAAUGAAGCUCCGCCUGACUGGGAUGAGAUUGAAGAGAACAAAAAGCUGGAGGAGCAGUUUGGUGACUUGAGCCGUUUUACGGCUGAGGAGGUUGAGGACCUGAUGGGAUGCUUGAGUUCUCCAGAGAUGAUUGAUGAGCCGCAGUCUAGCGAUCCUGCAGAUCGUGAGCCCGAGGCGGGCGAUGGAGAUCGUGAGCCCAAGGCGGGCGAUGGAGAUCGUGGGCCCAAUGCGGGCGCUGCCCAGCAGAAGUACGCAGAGGCUCAUUUGAAGAUCUUUGGGUCCGAUGCCAUCACGUUGGAUGAUAGUUCCAGUGAAACCGAUCUGGCUACGAUGGAAGCUUUAAAGGAGCAGAGAAAUUUUGUGCAUCCAGAUGCCGUUGCCGCCGAAAAGGAGGAGCAAGGAUUGGAUACUUCCAAGGGCAAUGCCAAGAAAAGGGCCAGCGGGGACACGAUUCCGGCUGAUGAGGAGGAUAAGAAGAAGAAAAAAGGAAAGAAGGCUCCGGAGGAGCCCAACAAGACUUUCGCCGGUCGCCCGCCGCCGAGAACCACGCCGCAUUUGUCCGGAAAAGUCGCGAUGGCGAAAGACAAAGCCGAGCGAAAGUUCCUGGCAUAUGUGUCCGAGCAGGGCCUCAGCACGAUGACUGAUCAGACAGAAAUUGAAAUCUUCUGUCACGAUAUGGCAGUGGCAUUUCUGCUGCACGACGCCGGGUCCCGGACAUGUGAGUCGUGGCUCGCCUUUUUUUACACGUGCCUUCCGGUGCAGACGAUCGAUGCAGACGAUCCGUUGGUGCCCCGCAAUGGCUCUGGCUUCGAGCUGAUGCUCAUCGACAAAGGAGGCAGCCUGCAGUGCUUUAUCGAAGCCGAGGGAGAGGUCACCUUCGACCGGGUUCAUACGCCGGGUGUGGUCGAUGAUUUCAAGUUAAGGCGGCCACCCGACGGCGACACGGCCCGCCAAGCACAGGCUGAGCUUCGAGCUGCAAAGGUGGAGAUAAUGGAGGCUACUGCAGAGGACUCGCAAGCCACACAGCCCUGGGAUGGAACACCGGCACCCGCUGCCAACGACUUCGACGAUGACGACUUGGAAAAGGAGUUGGAAAGGCUUAUGAGCGAAGAGGACGCCGCAGCUUCCGCCCAGGCUUCUGAGCCUGAAAGCAAUAGCAAGAUGCAGGCACUUGAACAAGAACAGGCUACGCUGAAACAACUAUACGAAGAAGCUGUGGCCCGCAUUGCUAAGCAGAAGCUAGAGGCCACUACGCAUGGCACAGCAGCAGCAGAAGAAGAAGCCGAGAAGAAAAGAAAAGCAGCAGCAGCAGCACAGGAAGCCGAGGAGAAAAGACAAGAAGCAGCAGCAGCAGCAGCAGAAGCCGAGAAGAAAAGACAAGAAGCAGCAGCAGCAGAAGCCGAGAAGAAAAGACAAGAAGCAACAGAAGCAGAAGCCGAGAGGAAAAGACAGGCAGCAGCAGACGAAGACGAAAAGAAAAGGCAGGAAGCAGCAGCAGCAGAAGCCGAAAAGAAAAGACAGGAAGCAGCAGCAGCAGAAGCCGAGAGGAAAAGGCUCGAAGCAGCACUAGCCGCAGAGAUAGAAGCAGCUGAUGCCCAGAAGAAACGCCGAGAGGAAGCACUUGCAGCAGAAGCAGCUAAGAAAGCACAAGAGGCAGCAGCAGCAGAAGCAGCAGACACCGAAAAGAAACGGCAAGCAGCUGUUGAGGAUGAAAUCCGAAGAAUGAGGCAACGGAUCCAGGAGCUGACGGGGGAGACGCCACCGACAAUCGGCACGAGCAACUUCAAACGUGCACACAGCCCCACACGAGCAGCACCGAGCCGGAGCAUGGAUCUAUCGCCACUUUCGAAACAACUCAAACAGGAACACGAGGAGGAGGAAAGGCUCAAAAGGGAGGUUGCAAAUGCUACGAAGAAGGCGAAGUUGGAUGAAAUCCAAAGGAAGAAUGAGGCCAUGCGACAAAAGCUCUUGGCCUUGGGCAGCAGUGCUUCGACAAACUCCCCGCCCGCAGCAACUCCGAACCCCAGUGCUUCGCCGGCCCCGGCCGCAACAAGUGCGAACCCCGCUCCGUCGCCGACCCCGGCCGCAACACCUGCUUCGCCGAUCCCACCCCCGCCUCAGGGCCCACCCCCACCUCAGGGCACUGCGACCCCUCCGACAACGAUCCCAGCAGCUGCUCCUCCCGAGACUUCGACGAGUGAACCGACUGCUGCUGAUGAAGCGAACACAGUGGCACGAAAAGAAGCGGCCGCAGCGAUCCAGACGGAUAUGAUCAAGGAGUACAUGGCGAGUGGACAGGACGUGAACAAGGUCACGGUGGGGAUCAGUUUGAAGGAUAUGAUGGUUGAGCAAGAAAAAAAGACAAAGCAGUCUUUGACGAGAGAACAGGUGUUCACGCACUACGCCCCCAACGAACAGAAAGCGAAAGAUGCCAUUGACUUUGCUGUCCAGCAAGGCUGCCGGGACGAUCCGAACUUCCCUGCUGGUUCGGGGAACCUGCUGUACAAUAUCUUCACAGAGUUUUCCGAGACUGAGCUCUUCGAAAAACGUCGCGAGAUCGAGGCAAGCAUCAAACCACUUGCCUCCGACAACAGACCGGAAGCCAAAAAGCUGUUCUCAGAACUGCGACUUAGUGGCAAUUCGUUGGCUUCGCUUCGUUCUGGUUCUCUUUCUUCGAGAAACCCUUAA